CACGCUAUUCACAUUUCAUCGUUGGAUGGAUGAAUCUGAUCUGAUCUGACAAGCCACCAUUUCUUGACGGCACACUACACCAACUGUCAGGUCCUCCCAUCAACUUCAUACUGUUCUUUCGCGCAUAUUGUCCGGCUGGACCGUCUCACAAGUUCUCAAACUUUCCCGCAACGCGUCGUCUCCUCGAUUCCACUCCUUGUCCGACCUCCGUCUCCUCCCUGUCCCUCGCGCUCCGUCAGAGCCUCCUCCACCCUCUCCUACAGUUCUCUGAGUGGGAUAUUUUCGAGUGUCAUUCGCGAAGAACCGCGCACUUGUCACGCUUCUCCUCGUUUCGGUUUCAUCACAUCCAGGGUGGACAUUGACUGCGACAACUUUAUCGAAAACACACCACAAGAUUCUCACAGUUUCCCUUGUCCCUCGUUUAUUCCCCGAGUGUUCUGCUGCAUGGACUUGCUACUGGCUCAGACAAGAGACGCGCACAACACGGUCACACGACGAAAGCCAGUCACUUCUCUGGGGUGCGGUUGAAUUGUGUCCGCGACAAGACAUUGUCGAAGAGGCUUCGGUUGUCGAAUGUUUACCGUGUCAAUUGCCACAUAUUCAUGCAACGCCCUCUGGGUGAAAUUCAAGAAUGGCAGCUCCGCUUGAAGAGCUGCACCAGGGGAAUUCUGGCACAUUAAGAUACACCAUAGGCGCUACUCGCAACCAGAACGAGCUUUCUCCGCAGAACUCCAACGGUCAGUACACGUACACACCACCAAACCAGGCAAACGGCAAUACAAACGAUGUCCCCUACGACAGUGAUGCCAGAUAUUCCUCUGAUAGCAGAACUGGAAGAAAGAGGUCCGUGGGUGGGCAAGGAGAACGCAGUAGAUCAAGAACAAAUGGCAGCACAGGGAAGUCAUCCAAUUCUGGAUCCCGACAGUGCAGAAAAUGUGGCGAGCCUCUGACUGGUCAAUUUGUGCGUGCGCUUGGUGGGACAUUCCACCUUGAUUGCUUCAAAUGCGCCGACUGUGGCCAGAUUGUCGCCUCCAAGUUCUUUCCUGUGGACGCUGAGGAUGGAUCUGGACAAUUUCCCCUCUGCGAAACAGACUAUUUCCGGCGCCUGGAUCUCCUAUGCUUUGAAUGCGGUGGCGCACUUCGUGGUUCCUACAUCACAGCACUCGAUCGAAAGUAUCACAUCGAGCACUUCACAUGUUCAGUGUGCCCGACGGUUUUCGGCGCUCAGGAUAGCUAUUACGAACACGACGGGAGAGUCUACUGUCAUUACCACUACUCUACGCAGUUUGCGCAACGAUGCAACGGUUGUCAGACUGCUAUCCUAAAACAAUUUGUCGAGAUCUUCCGGAAUGGACAGAAUCAGCAUUGGCACCCUGAAUGCUAUAUGAUUCAUAAAUUCUGGAACGUGCGACUUGCACAAUCUGAGACAGAGGUGGAGAAGAAGGAUAUUAACGCUCCUGUUACCGAGGACGAGCGCGAAACGGUUAAAGAGGAUGAAGAAAAGAUGGAGGAUAAAGUCUAUCGGAUCUGGAGCACCCUUUCUACAUUUGAAGAAUCCUCUGCUUCCUGCAUCUCAGAUAUGCUGCUACAUGUCAGCAAUGGCGUCUACGUCGACGGAGUCAUUGUCGCUCGGAAGUUCAUCUGGCACGUUGACAUCCUCUUCGGUGCUAUCGACACCCUCGCAACUCUGAUUGUCAAGGCUCAACUCAAAGAACUUGCCUACGGUCGAGAAGCGAAACUGCUUUGCAAAAAGGUCGUCGCAUUCUUCACACUUCUCUCGAAAACUCAGGAGACUGGAGUGCGAAAACUCGGCGUUACCCAGGAGCUCUUAUCGUUGGUCACUGGUCUGGCUCAUUACCUCAAAUUACUCAUUCGCAUUGGUCUCCAAGGAGCGCUGAAACUUGAACGCGAAAAAGGGUCCCCUGAAGGCCUUCAUGCAUUCUUGGACGAGCUUGCUGACCUUGAAACAAUCAAAGAGCAAGAGAUGAAAUCACUAGAUUUGCAAGAGAGUGUGGCAGGUCUUGCCAGCCAAGAGUCGGAUUGUUGCUCUGCAUGCAUGGAACCCAUCGAUGACGAAUGUGUCAUGAUUUACGGUCGAAGAUGGCAUGCAAAGCCUCGUCACCUUAUUUGCAGCGUCUGCCAACGAGAUUUGACGAGCGACCUUGCCAGUGCGAUGUAUAACGAGAGAGAAGAAAAGGUGUACUGUGUUGAUCACGCAAGACGGACGCCGGACACAGUCUCAGGAUUCGCCCACGUCACCAAACUACAGCAGUACGUCUUCUUACUCCAGGUUGCAUUGGCACGCUUGCUUGAGGUGCUGAAGUCUGGCGGGACUCUACCACAUACCUCGGAUGAUCCUAACCUGACACCAUACAACACCAACGAAGGACACCACGUAUCGCCUUCCGGGGAGCCUGUUACACCUCAUCAGAAGAUGGGAUCACGGUCUAGAUCCUACGCAGGUACAUCGAGCCAACAAGAAUCUUCAUUAGAACAGACUGUGGGUGAGAUGAAGCGACUUCGGUCUACUCGAAACGAACGCGCUCUUUCCACGACAUUCCGGAAGGCUCGAGAGUCCAAAAUUCUCUAUGGCCCACAUGGUGUGCGACCAGGCUCUGAAGGUGGUGAUGGUCAGGAUAAUCGAAAUCCGGGUGGCUUCCAGAUCGUUCAGGAGAAAGAUCUUGAUGGUCGCAUGAAAUCAGAACUUACCUUUGGCAAUCAAGAGGGUCUCACCCUGGAUGACAUUCCGAGGAUUGUCGCCGCCGAGCAGGCAAAGGAACAGCGGCCGAACGCUUACCGUCAUGCAGGCACCAACCUGAUUGGUCACCGAGGUAAUGAACCUAGACUUGUGAAUGGGCACCAGCGAGGUUCAUCUAGUGGUGGUGCUGAUCUCCUGGCCGGCGAACACCCCCUCAGAACCAAACGAUACUUUUCGGAACUGUCCGCUCUGGAGUACUUUAUUGUCCGACAUGUGGCAGUCCUCUCGAUGCAGCCCUUGUUAGAUGGUGAAUAUACCCUUGAAGAUCUGCUUGGUCUAAUCGAACAGCGAAAGCAGACAUUCUGGGGCAAAGUCAGUCGUGCACUUCGUGGUGACGCUGGUGUGAAGAAGAAAGGAAUUUUCGGAGUUCCGUUGGAGACACUAGUUGAGCGCGAGGGAGCAGAAUCAACCAACGGAGUCGGACCUGGUGCCCUCAGAGUACCAACUAUCGUUGAUGACUGUGUAUCUGCCAUGAAACAAAUGGAUAUGUCGGUCGAAGGUGUCUUCAGAAAGAAUGGCAACAUCAAACGCCUUAAAGAGACGGCAGAAGCGAUCGAUGCGAAUCAGACGCCUGACCUCAACCGAGAAAAUCCGGUACAAGUUGCCGCAUUGCUCAAGAAGUUUCUGAGAGAGAUGCCCGAACCGUUGUUGACAUACAAGUUACAGAAGCUGUUCAUCAUUUCUCAAAAGAUUGUGGACGAUGAACGCCGAAGGAGGGUUCUGCAUCUCACAUGCUGUCUGAUGCCAAAGAGCCAUCGUGAUACUAUGGAAGUACUAUUCUCAUUCCUGAAAUGGGCGGCCUCCUUUUCUCAGGUUGAUGAAGAAUCUGGCAGCAAGAUGGACAUCCACAACUUGGCUACCGUUAUGGCGCCCAAUAUCUUGUAUGCGAAAGAGAAAGGGGCACCGGGCGCAAGACCUCAAGUUCCACAGGUCGAUGAUAGCUUCCUUGCUAUCGAGGCGGUCAACACCUUGAUCGAAUACAAUGAUCUGUUCUGUCAGGUCCCAGAAGAUCUACAGUCCAUCCUGACCGAUACAAAUCUUCAUGGCGGGUCUGCAGAGCUUACAACGAAGGAGAUAUUGUCACGAUAUGGUCAUAUUGCCAAGGGCCAGGUGCAGAAACAGACAGUUGCAGCAGCAGAUGCACCAGUCCGCAGCCCCGUAUCGGCUUCGAACUCGCUUGGCCCCGUCGCCACAAGGGUGGAUGUCGAUCCGUACCAGGCUACUGCAUGGCAGAAGCAAAGUUCUGUUAGGCCUGUACAGAACAUGGCUUCAACAACAUCGACACCAGCAAAUGAGUUUAACUUCGGCGUCCCGAACAGCCCGUAUGCUCGAGAACGUGCAGGAAGCGCUGAUAGUGCAGGAAGCCGUGGAGGUGCACAGGGUGGACGGCAAAGCUACCAGCUAAGACCAGGGCAGAUGGGUGUAGCAGGUUGAAAGACCCAUAUUCAGAUUCAACGCAAAGAAUUUACCUGCAUUCUCGAGGCGGCAUUCCCCCUCAUUGACCGGCUUCUGGCACGCGAUAUCAGACUGCGACAAGUCAAAGAUGUCAAACUCGACCGGAGAACCACGGCGGUCAAAACACUUGCACGACCUUCAUGACACGAAAACAUUUUCCUUUGUUCAGUGCUACUCAAAGGGGACACAACGGACGGCCUUCCAUGCAUGACGCCACAAUUGCAGGGCUUUCGUGGACUUUACUUACAUGUGCUUUUUCACAAGGUUUCAGAGUUGAGCCUUUUCACCUUGGCCGGCAGCCGAGCGCUUUACGGCCUAGCUGGGCACAAUUCAUUACACUUCUUCACAGCAAGCGGCGCUUCGAUUUACACAACACUGUUUUUUGAGCUUGUGGGCUUUCUUUUCUUGAGCUGUGGAGUUCGUUUUCUUCACCACUCCUCGACCAUGUCUGGAGAUGUGCACUAUUCGAUGGCAAUUGAUUGAAUACAGUUUCUUUCUAAGGCUUUGCGACAUACGAACUAGGGCACGCUGGCAGAAAAGAUAUUCUCGAGAGAUUCAACUAGGGCUAUGCUUGAGCGCUAUUGGCGGUUCAUGGUCUCGGGAGACCAACGUUGGAUACAGAAGUCUGUGCUUGAAAAGGGCCGACUGCUGUAAUCGAUAUGGGCCACGAAUGCGAGCUAUUCUCAUCAGGAACAGGAGGAUUUGGAGAGGAAUGCAAGGAUGUAAGAGCUGGCAACCAUACUGUGCUUUGCAAGUGGUGAGAUUGAGCUUGUUCCUGGUGUCGCGGACUUGGAAAACAUGGGAUAACGACGUGAGCUCAACAAGAUCACACUGCCAACUAUUUGACGGGCAGCAGCUCAAAAAGUCUUAUCGUGCGAUUCGACAAUACCUGGACCUUCACAGAGGACGGAUAAGGAAUGAAGAUGUUGGGUCGGUGGACAACGAAUCCGACUAGUCGGCGUCACCAUCACUCAUGCGCUCUUGGGAAUGGGACGUUGGCGCGGAGAUAUCGACUGGGCAGCUGGGCUUUCUUGAGCAAUCGCUUCUACAAAUCUCUUGUCACGAUCCAAGUUUUCGAGUGCCGAGGAUGGAUCACAGUGUUAGUCAUUCUCCCAUGCAGGUGGUGAGCUGUAGUCUACUGUCUAUCGAAAAUGCUCAGUGCCCAUUGACAUUG
Cladophialophora immunda is the source of this 5387-nucleotide messenger RNA. RefSeq lists its product as uncharacterized. Gene Ontology annotation, cellular component: cytoplasm. The coding region runs from base 632 to 4192 and encodes 1186 amino acids. Gene Ontology annotation, biological process: signal transduction; actin cytoskeleton organization. NCBI's taxonomy places the organism in Eukaryota, Fungi, Ascomycota, Eurotiomycetes, Chaetothyriales, Herpotrichiellaceae. The record is from RefSeq and is a predicted model, not a curated record. The transcript has 2 exons.